Messenger RNA from Cyclospora cayetanensis, 1203 nucleotides. RefSeq names its product serine/threonine protein kinase OSK1. The transcript has 6 exons. Lineage: Eukaryota; Apicomplexa; Conoidasida; Eucoccidiorida; Eimeriidae. The record is from RefSeq and is a predicted model, not a curated record. The annotation marks the transcript as partial. Gene Ontology annotation, cellular component: cytoplasm. Gene Ontology annotation, molecular function: protein serine/threonine kinase activity; ATP binding. Gene Ontology annotation, biological process: protein phosphorylation; intracellular signal transduction.
GUAGAUGUGUGGUCCUUUGGAGUGAUACUUUAUGCUUUGCUCUGCGGUUCUUUGCCUUUCGACGACGAGCAUGUUCCCAACCUCUUUAAAAAGAUUAAGCAUGGGAGUUUCACGUUGCCUGGCCAUCUGAGCGCUAGCAGUCGGCAUUUGCUCGUACAAAUGCUGGUUGUGGAUCCAAGCAAGCGGAUUCGACUAGAAGGCAUUAAAGAGCAUCCGUGGUUUCAGGAACGUCUGCCUGACUAUCUGCGCUCAAUCAAACCGAGGGUUAGCUUCUGCGGUCCUCCAGACGCCCUCGUUCUCAAUCAAAUGUCGAAGCUGGGAUAUGACGUUAGCGACCCCUCAGUCUGUUUACGUGGACAUGUAGGCUUCCCCAGGAGCCGCGAGUCUGUGGCGUAUCAGCUGCUCUCAGAUCGCCGCCGCAAACAAAUUGCGCUCUCUGGCAUGGCGGCAGAGGAGCCUCCGACAUUUCCGCUAGGCGUUGUGCAACGACUGAGUCUGCGGUGCUGCGGUGAAGCAUCUUCGCGUGCAGCAGCAGCGGCGAUGCUGUCAUUGCAACAGCAACUGGGGGGCCAGCUCCCUGGUGGCAGUACAGCGCACAAUUCUGCUGCCGCUGCUAUGACGGGUGAGAGGUCACCAGAAUGUCGCUCUCCUGGAAAUGGAAUUGCAUGGUCUACUGCGCGGUGGAAGCUUGGGAUUGAGGCCGCUUUCGAUGCGCCUAUCCUUAUCACUGCCAUCUUGAACACCCUGAAGGCGUGCGACUAUGAGUGGUAUCUGCUGUCACAGUACAAAUUGCGAUGUCGCCCUCUUCGGCCGGCUUCCGAGCAGGAGGCUGCCAAUCCGCCUGCCAGCUACAGCAGCAACACACACCCCAACAAUGUCGAAUUUGCAUGCGACACAGAGGACAUCAUUCUGGCGAUUCAGCUGUUCAAAGUCGGCAGCUGUCGUUACGUUAUCGACGUUCAACUCUUUGAAGGCAGCGCAAUGGUUUGCAUUUCGGAGGCCCUCUGGAUAACCUCUGCAAUAUAUUCGGCCCUCACGCAACUGCAAAGGCAGCAGCAGCGCUGCAGACUUCACGCGCCUUCUCCCGACCAGCAGCAACAGCAGCAGCCCCUCUCAACUCCCCCCUUCCUUCUCCCCACAUGGUCUCCCACGAAUCCCGUCACACUCACGUCUGGAGGUCCUACGCAUAGGCUUUUCGCGUAG